CUUCGCGAAAGAGACUUCUCUGACCAGAACUACUUCUCCCCCAGGUACUACGUGCAGGGAGUGUGUCGGGAGGGAAAUAAGUGUCUGUUCUCGCAUGACUUGGCUACAAGCAAAUCCUCGACCGUCUGCAAGUAUUACCAGAAGGGGCAGUGCGCCUAUGGAGCUCGGUGCAGAUACGAUCACACCAGACUCCCUGCAUCAGGGGGUGCAGCGGCCCCUGCGCCGCCUCCCCUCCCGUCGGCAGCGCCGCACAAUCCUCGCCAUCCUCCCGAGCACAGCGCGCCGAUAAUCAGGAGCAAACUGCACGAGACUGGCAAACGGGAGAAGAAAACGCUGGUGCUCAGGGACAGAAAUCUGUGUGGCUUGACUGAAGAAAAGCAGAAACCCAGUGCCGCAAGCGGUGUGCUGUGUUGCAGUGACCAAAAUGACAAUCUGGAAGUGAAGCCCCAUUCGUAUUUGGAAGCUAUUUGCAGCGGACUGGAAGAUCCGGCAGCUGGAAGCUCCUGCGCUGACGGAGAGCAGCUGUGUCCUUACGCUGCGGCGGGAGCGUGCCACUUCGGGGAUCGCUGCCUUUACCUCCAUGGAGACGUGUGUGAGAUAUGUGGAUUGCAAGUACUUCACCCUUUUGACCAAGAACAGAGGAAGGCUCACGAGAUGAUGUGCAUGGCGACAUUUGAGCAUGACAUGGAGAAGGCCUUUGCCUUUCAGGCAAGCCAGGACAAAGUGUGCAGCAUCUGCAUGGAAGUGGUGUACGAGAAGCCAUCAGCCUCCGAGAGGAGGUUUGGGAUCCUUUCCAACUGCAAUCACACGUACUGCUUGUCUUGCAUCCGGCAGUGGAGAUGUGCCAAGCAGUUCGAGAAUCCAAUCAUAAAGUCUUGCCCGGAGUGCCGCGUGAUAUCCGAGUUUGUCAUUCCCAGCGCGUAUUGGGUGGAAGACCAGGAGAAGAAAAACGAGCUGAUUGAAGCAUUUAAGCAGGGAGUGGGGAAAAAACCCUGCAAGUACUUUGAACAAGGGAAAGGAACUUGCCCAUUUGGAGGAAAGUGUCUUUACCUUCAUGCUUAUCCAGACGGGACACGAGCUGAACCUGAAAAACCACGGAAACAGCUCAGCUCUGAGGGGACUGUGCGGUUCUUCAAUUCUGUUCGUCUGUGGGACUUCAUUGAAGACAGAGAAAGCAGGACUGUGACCAGCACAGACGAUGAAGUAACAGAACUUGGAGAACUUUUAAUGCACCUUUCUGGGGCUGAUGAGGAUUCUGCUACUUCUCAAUAAAGGGAACUAAAGGUGCUG
Messenger RNA from Pygoscelis adeliae (Adelie penguin), 1290 nucleotides. RefSeq names its product makorin ring finger protein 2 (gene MKRN2). The record is from RefSeq and is a predicted model, not a curated record. The transcript is spliced from 7 exons. Gene Ontology annotation, molecular function: ubiquitin protein ligase activity; metal ion binding. The annotation marks the transcript as partial. Gene Ontology annotation, biological process: protein polyubiquitination. Lineage: Eukaryota; Metazoa; Chordata; Aves; Sphenisciformes; Spheniscidae.